CGACCGUAAAACCUCAAUAUAGGAUUUUGAUCAAAUAUAUAAACAUACUGAUCCAUAGCAUAGAACUUACUGAAUAAACAAGUUUAAAGUAACGUUUAUUAAACCGAUUUUUAAGACAUUGGAAAAAAAUCUAAAAAGCAAGACAUUAGCAGGACCUAAAGCAAUUAGGGGCUACAGUGAUAUCACAUAUAUGACGUAAUGUCCGGUAACACCACAUUUGUCGUGGUUGCGAUAGAUUUUGGUACCACAUUCAGUGGGUAUGCAUUCUCCUUCAAAUCAAAACCUACUGACAUUAAAACUAACCAAAACUGGUCCAAAAGCCUUGUUUCUCUGAAAACGCCGACUGUACUGCUUGUUGACCCUGACCGGAAGUUCAGUGCAUUUGGAUAUGAGGCUGAAGAAAAGUAUACGGAACUGUUGGAAGAUGGCGAAUCUGAAGGAUGGGCUCUCUUCCGCCGAUUUAAGAUGAAGCUUUACAACAACCCGGAUUUAUCAAAGGGAUUGGAAAUCACAGACUUGUCAGGAAAUGUAAAGAUUCCAGCUAUAACAGCGUUCUCAAUGUCUAUACGUUACCUGAAAGAGCACGUGAUGGCCACGCUCAACGAGAGAAGAAGCGGGAAAAUGGUCAUAGAAGAAACUGACAUCCAUUUUGUGCUGACCGUUCCCGCUAUCUGGGACGACAGAGCUAGGCUUUUUAUGCGGGAAGCCGCUGCAGACGCGGGUAUACCAAACGAUCGAUUUAGCCUCGCUUUGGAGUCGGAAGCAGCCUCGGUUUGGUGCCAGAAUGUACGUUAUCUGGUUUCCUCAGACGGAAAUGAGUAUGAUCUUACAACUGUUGGUUCAAAAUAUAUGGUUGUUGAUAUUGGAGGCGGAACAGUUGAUAUUACUUUACACCAAAAGAUGGCCAAUGGUAAACUCAGGGAACUUCAUAAAGCAAAUGGAGGUAAUUGGGGUGGAACACAAGUAGACAAGGCGUUCAUAAAUACACUUCGAGAUGUACUUGGUGCAGAAACAUUGAAACGUUUCCAAGAGGAGUGUUUGAAUGACGUUUUUGAUCUUCUAAAAGAGUUCGAAACUACAAAGAGAGCGAUACAACCUGAUUGCAACAAACCAAUUAAAAUAAGAUUACCAUUGUCACUCCAAAUGAUCAAACUUGAGGAGAACCAAGAACUAAUUAGAGGCUCUCAGCUACGGAAAGAGUUCGUCAAAACGCUGAUGUCCAAAAACUUUGGAGAUAUGAUAACUAUUAAAGACAAUAGAAUGCGAAUAGAUCCCGCUAUUGCCAUAGGAAUGUUUCAAAAUCCAGUAAGUCAUAUUUGUGAACACAUGCGCGAGCUUCUGUGUGAUCCAGAUGUAGGGGAUAUCGGCACGAUCUUAGUCGUCGGAGGAUUUUCAGAGUGUGCGAUUGUUCAAGAUGCCAUAAAGAAUGAAUUCAGAAUGAAAAAGGUUAUUUUCCCACCAGAGCCCGGAUUAGCUGUUCUCAAAGGAGCCGUGUUGUUUGGACAAAAUCCUGGUAUAAUUGCGAGUAGAAAGGCUAAGUUCACUUACGGCAUGCGAGCGUCUGGCGAAUUUGAUGCAUCGCAACAUCCGGGCAAGUUGAAGAAAAUUAUAAAUGGUGUACCUAUGUGCACAGACAUUUUCAAAGUGCUCGUCAGACAGGGAACUGAAGUGGAAACUGGCCACAGAAUAACUGAAGUUAGAUACCCUUCAUCUGACGAUGAAAGGACUGCCUGUAUAGAAUUAUUUCUGUCAACAAGCCGCAAUCCGGUUGUUGUAACUGAUCCCACGUGUUCAAAGAUCGGAAUGAUGCAUGUUAAACUUCCGAAAGGAAAAACUACACAAGACAGAGGGUAUGAAAUCUCAUACAUCUUCGGAGAAAUUGAAAUAAUGCUUAAAGUAAAACAUUUGAACAAUAAUGAAUCCUUUACUCAGUACUUUGGGUUCAUGUAAUGAGGAUAUACAUGAAUGUAUAUAUGAUUUGUCUGUUUCUUAAAAGACAGUCGUUCAAAGUUGAAUGCAUGUAUGGAAUGUUUUCAUACUUCUGGAUAUUUUCAAAACUUCCGCUUCCAUAGAAGCGGACACAUUGUUUUUGGGCUUUUUUAUCCAACUUUAGGAAAAAUGUUUCAAGAGUUUAAAAAAAAUGAAUAAAUAUUCACUACUA
This is a messenger RNA of Ruditapes philippinarum (Manila clam), 2161 nucleotides long. RefSeq names its product heat shock 70 kDa protein 12A-like. Gene Ontology annotation, molecular function: ATP binding; ATP-dependent protein folding chaperone. The record is from RefSeq and is a predicted model, not a curated record. The transcript has 5 exons. The coding region runs from base 199 to 1950 and encodes 583 amino acids. NCBI's taxonomy places the organism in Eukaryota, Metazoa, Mollusca, Bivalvia, Venerida, Veneridae.